Cryptomeria japonica (Japanese cedar) is the source of this 567-nucleotide messenger RNA. Its product is annotated as chalcone--flavanone isomerase-like. NCBI's taxonomy places the organism in Eukaryota, Viridiplantae, Streptophyta, Pinopsida, Cupressales, Cupressaceae. The coding region runs from base 1 to 567 and encodes 188 amino acids. The transcript is spliced from 4 exons. The record is from RefSeq and is a predicted model, not a curated record. Gene Ontology annotation, biological process: flavonoid biosynthetic process. Gene Ontology annotation, molecular function: chalcone isomerase activity.
AUGGUGGGUGGAGGUUUGGGUCAAGAGGCAGUGUCCCUAGAGCUCGGGGGUUGGAGGUUCAAGAAGUUUACAGCAAUUGGCAUUUACAUUGAAAGGUCAAUCAUCUCUCAUCUUGCUCUCACAUGGAAAGGGAAGACAGCCGAGGAGUUAAACAACAACUUGGGUUUUUUCAUGGACAUUGUUACCUGCCAAUAUCAAAAGUUUAUCAGGGUGUCCUUGACUGCCCUACUAACCGGGCCUCAAUUCUCAGAGAAGGUGAGCGAGAAUUGCCAAGCAUUCUGGGAAGCUGAAGGAACAUACGGCGAAGCCAAGGCCAAUGCGCUACAAGAAUUUAAAGCAGCAUUCAAGAACCAAAAUUUACCUCCUGGUUCUUCCAUCCUGCUUAUUUCUUCACCUACAGGCCUUGUGAUCGCAUUCAGCAAGGGUGAUUCAAUUCCUGAUAAAGUUACAGCAGUUAUAGAGAACAAGGCAGUUGGGGAAGCAUAUCUUGCCUCCGUUAUUGGGAAAAAUGGUGUUUCUCCUGCUGCCAAAGCAUCUUUAGCAGAACGUCUUUCUCAGCUGAUGUGA